AUGCUAGCUAUCAGUUUAAGUUCCUCCACCGGCACCGUAGAGGCCGCCGCAGUGGAUACCGUGGGCACCUUUAUCUCAAACGGCUCGAAGAAUUACGCUGAGUCAAAUCCAACCGAGACCGCCACCGAUACCAACACCAGCGAAUCCGUUGCUAUGAGUACACCGGUACUCGUUGGAGUCAUUGCCACGGCUGUCAUAGCUUUUGUCGCCAUUGUCGCUCUCGUGAUCCGCUCCAGACGCUUCUUCAGAUCAUCGCGCGUGAGUCGAUCCAGUGAAACGAACAGUAGCUCCAUGGAUACUGCAGCGUCGAUGACAUCCUAUGCACAAACCGUAACUCCUUCCGAAUUGAGUAGUGCUGGCCCUAUUCCAUUUGAUCAAAAGCAAGACGAGUGGAGAGACCUCUCGGAGACGUGCUGGUCGAUUGAUCCGGGAAGCGACGGUGAGACGGAAAGCGAGCGAUUCAUGAUGCCUACUGCAUCACGUCCGGAUGUGUAUACAGAAGUUCGGGUGCUCAAUUGUGGUCGGUUGUCUACGCUUUCAGACAGAACCGUGGAGUUUGAAAACGAGACUGCGGAGAAGAGCAAGGACGUUGACUCCUUCGACGAUUCUUCCCGUCGACGAGACCUCAUCAUGAGUGCUCUGGACGACUUGUCUCCUCGUAGAGAGAGAGGUAUCAGCCAGUUCGAUGACUCGUCCCCUCGACGGAUACGUGGGCCCUGUACCCCUGAUAGCCGACAGAAGGCCAACUCAGUCGCUGAGACUGACACAAACAAGUUCAAUUGGUCGUACUUCUCAGCUGACUCCAACAACAUAUAUUACGAUGAAACGAAUCAGGACAGUAGCUCGAUCUUCUUUUAUGAUAGUGACAGCGAUUGCUCUAGCCGCAAUAGCAGUGAUAGUGAUGAAAGCUUGCUGGAGGAAGAAUUCUAG
Molecule: messenger RNA, 930 nt
Organism: Phytophthora infestans T30-4
Lineage: Eukaryota; Oomycota; Peronosporomycetes; Peronosporales; Peronosporaceae
Exons: 2
Coding region: 1-930 (309 amino acids)
Source: RefSeq, a predicted model, not a curated record